Trypanosoma brucei brucei TREU927 is the source of this 1809-nucleotide messenger RNA. RefSeq lists its product as hypothetical. Bases 1 to 1809 code for a protein of 602 amino acids. The record is from RefSeq and is a predicted model, not a curated record. The transcript has a single exon. NCBI's taxonomy places the organism in Eukaryota, Euglenozoa, Kinetoplastea, Trypanosomatida, Trypanosomatidae.
AUGGGCGGCGGUACUAGAGACGAGGCUACUGACGCCCGUUACUACGGUCUGCGAGUGUAUCCCUUAGUUGAUGUGCUUUCCCGCGUUCCGCUUCCUCCACUUUGUCCUCUGGCAGGUGUUUCAAAAAAGUGGCGCUGCGUCAUCGUUCCAAAAAUUAAUGAGGUGUCCGAACACGUGAGUGGCGGUAUCUGCAGCGUCGAUAGAACAGGGGAAAGUGAGGCGUUAAAGUUCCUUGAUUCGGGUGUUCCUUGUCGCCUCGGCCGCUGGCGUAGUGAAGCAGUUUAUGGAAUCACUGGCUCCGAUGGUAUGAAGUUUGUGACUGAUUCUCGUUGGAAUGAGUUCCCGAAACCAAAAAUUGCUUUCAAGGCAGGAUGGGCUGGGCCGGGCACACACAUGGAAUCACCGGCCUAUUAUCAACUCAUAUCUUCGUUCAAAGAUGUUUUCGAACGCGCCCCUAAAGGGGAAAAGACGAGUGAAGCACCUGAUAUUCCUGUUGAUGGUGAGGCUGCCACGGCGGAAACUAGGGAUGAGGAGGAGGAUACGGUCGUGCCAAACAUUCUGAAUCUGCAGUUGUUUCAUCGGGAGGAUCCUUCCAAAUGUCCGGCUAUACCAGUGCUUGGCGAAAGUUUGGUGUGGCCCAGCUUUUUAGAGGAUGGAGCCAUUUGCGACAACGCAACUCGUUUAUCACAGCGUGGUGCGGUAACAUGGUGGCACUUGGAUGAUUCGGGUGAGUUCGUUCAGCAAACAGCCCUACCUCUGAAGACUUCUAAUGGUACCUUUUUGCCGCCGCCUCUGACGACGCUGCCCGAGAACCAGCGCAAAUACUUUACCGACAUUGAUCGGGAGUUGUACUGCGUCGAUGACACUGCUGAGAGUAUUCCCGUAAAGCUGUUUCUGUACGGACCAAAAGAAAGCUACGACUGGUUUAUGCAUGACGGUGAGUCUGCCACUUCUGGAAAAGUUGCAGCACUAGACAUUUUCAACACCCCUGAUGAGGCACUGCCUGGUGAUCCGACCUUGUUGCCCAUAAUUCAUGUUGCCCUUCUGGAGAGCGGUAGCCGACCCCUUAUUUCUCCCCCUAACAUUCCCCAUAUUGUCGUAACGUUGAAUGACUGUAUUAUGGUGGAACAGCGACGGCUGGCUUAUUUGUUUAUGGAAGAAAUAUCUUACUUUUUACAAAAAUGUGCUCAUUGGAGUGAUAACCCGAUCAUCUACGAUCACGUUGAAACUGAUUUACAGGAUGAGUCGUUUGUUGCUGGGCAGCUCAUUCCCCUUUUAAUGAGUGUGUUUUCUGGACACAGUGGUUUGAAUCCAUAUGAGGAAACAAUUCGCCGGCGGGUGGUGAUGGCUCUCUUCACUCUAGCAACGCAUGAGAAGCACUAUAAACUUUCUACUGACUCCCGGAGUUCGCUCCAUACACUUUUACAUGGAGGAAACGCAGAAAUGAGUGCUAUCCUCCGGCAGGCCGUUUCUUACGGUAGGCGUGUCGUCUCACUCGAGGACCGCCUGAAGGCGUACUGGGAAGUUGAGCAGUAUUGGCCGAAGCCGGGUUGCGUGAUGAGGGUGCCCUUACUUACACCACCGCAGCUGCUCUCAUCAGAAAUUUUAGCGAAGCAAGUUACUGUUGACUGGUUCGUGCCUGUCGUGUACGCGGCUUCUUCGCCCGUGUUUGGAGCGGAGAAGAACAGUGUGGAGGAAGUAUCUGAGCAAUAUUUCACCAUGGCUAAGCUCUCUGGGAAACGACAGGAGUUACUGGCCUACCUUCGGACACGGGUAGAGAGGGACUCAAUACUGGACGAAUUAUUUUGA